AUGUCACUCAAGCGCCUCAAGCCGAUCACCAUUAAGCGCAACUCGUCGCUCCCUGACGGUUACCAGCUCUUCCCUAUUGCCGACAGAUGGGCUGAGAUGCUGCCGGACCGUGUCCCGCUCCAGUUCGCGCUCUUUCGCUACUUGGGUUUCUACGUCGCGUCGACGAAGAAUGGCAAGUCGACCGUUGUCAAGUCCCGUGCAGUCGCAGCGCUGCGUGUGACGAUCCAGAACGAUGGCAAAGUGGUGUUUAAUGAGAGAGUGGGUACGGCCUUCCCCAAUGGCGUUUACUACGUCCAAGACAUUCGUCUUGACAACGCUGGAGUGCACACUGUAUGCGUGACCGUGGAGGGAGGACUGGCCGACGACUUGGCGCCGCUCGUGCUCAAGACGCACGUGUUUGAGUUCAUGGAACUGCACGAGUGUCCCGAGUUAGCGAAAGGAGCUUACCAACCGCUGCGGGAGUUUGUGCUCACUUGCAUCCAGAAUGGAGAGCAGGAGAAGUUGCGGGAGGACGCGUUUGUUGAGACGUAUGUCCAGACAAAGAAGCACGCGAUACGCAAUAUGGAUGCACGGUGGUGGCUCAAAGCGUUUGUUGAACACGCUCUCGAUCGUGAAGAACGUCUGCGGCUUCUGCAGAUUCAUGCAGCAGUACACUCAUGUCGAAGUACACAUAAGCGCAAGCAGGAUCGACCACGCCGCACAGCGGACAAGAAGGAGCACGACAAUUUAUUCGCCCGUCGGAAACGUGACUGGAAGCGCGUGCGCGCAGGAGAAGUGCUCAUGUUCACGACGGAGCCACUGCACGCGGGAGCGACUACAAUCAUCUUCAGCAGCAAAGAAAUGUUCCGCCAACUGAGUCUCUACGCUCAAGUCUGA
Molecule: messenger RNA, 876 nt
Organism: Peronospora matthiolae
Lineage: Eukaryota; Oomycota; Peronosporomycetes; Peronosporales; Peronosporaceae
Source: the annotation of a GenBank genome assembly